AUGUAUAUCAAGUGCUUUUUCGCUCUCAACGGUAACUUGACGAGCCGGGUCAUCUACAGUCCUGUUAGCCAGAGCAACGUGACUGGUGGCGGUGGCCUUUUGAAAGAUGCCCGAGCCCGGUACAAGCAGGCUCUCCGUCACAUGUGGGGUGCUCUCGACACAGGUUUCGCUCUUUGUAAGCUUGUUCAGCUAUGGAAAGAUCGAAAGCAAACCUGUCGAGCCUACCAGCCCCUUCAUUACACACUUUCAGAUACCAACGAUGUCGCCAUUCCCGAGACUUACAUGGAUGAUGAGCAAAGUGGUCAUCAUUAUGCUGAUAAUGGCAUAUUUUCUAGUAUCCAAAAGGAUACCGUUGAACAACCUCACUGGGAGCGCAUCUUCUACAUGAUGCAUCGCCUUUUCGAAGCCCAUUUUCUCCCAGUCCACAUGGCCAUUCUUGUUGUCACAUCCGCACUAUACGUCAAACUCACAGAGAACAACGACGACCCACGGAACCUGGCUUGGAUUUUUAGCUGGUGCAACAUUAUCCGCAUUUACGGUUUCUUUCAGAUUGCAGUAUACGUGUCUCUAUACGAAAGCUACCACCAGGCAGGGGUGUCGGGUCGCGAGAGGGAAAUGGUCAAAGCAGGUCUGGCUGACGGGAUGGGCUUUUCCAGGCGAUCUCUCAAGAAGAACUGGCAUGACUACCUUGCCAUUCCUAUCGUCGCUCCGUUGUAUGGUACCAUCCCUAGUGCCCAGGCUCUGAUCUGCCAGCUCUGGGGUCAGGACUUGGUUUAUACUGUGAGCAAGAAGGCUACUAGACGACAGAUACCUACCGUGAAAGUGGACGAUAUGGCUCCAUAA
Molecule: messenger RNA, 843 nt
Organism: Fusarium graminearum PH-1
Lineage: Eukaryota; Fungi; Ascomycota; Sordariomycetes; Hypocreales; Nectriaceae
Exons: 2
Coding region: 1-843 (280 amino acids)
Source: RefSeq, a predicted model, not a curated record